AUUGCUGCAAAAUCAAUGACGCAAAGCAUUUCCCUGCAGGUUACAGCCGCCGCCUUCGACCCACAGGGAGCCAGAAUGAGCGACUUUGAGGAGGAUGAAGCUUUCGCUGCUCUCCCUCCUCCUCACUCGCCCGGAGACGGAGGAGCUCAGACACACGGAGACCCUUUUGGAGAAGGUGAGAGGCUCAGAUGUUCCUCACUCCAAAGUCCCGUCGUUCCUUUAAAGGUCAAAGGUGAACGUUGCUGUUUGUCUGAUGCAGCUGAGGAAGGCGAGGUGUCCAAGCUGGCCGACGUUCCCGCCGUUAAGAGGAAAGUGGUGAAGAGGCCGCAGCCCAAGCUGGACUCCCAGAGGCUGGUUUCAGAGCGAGGUCUGCCGGCUCUGCGCUCGCUGUUCGACAACGUUCGCUUCAGAGGGAAAGGACACGAGGCGGAGGACCUGCGGCUCCUCAUGCACAAGAUGGAGAACUGGGCCCACAGACUCUAUCCCAAGCUGCAGUUCGAGGACUUUGUCGACCGGGUGGAGAAGCUCGGCAGCAAGAAGGACGUUCAGACCUGCCUCAAACGGAUCCGGCUGGACAUGCCGCUGACGCACGACGACUUCAUGGAUAAAGAAGGAGCCGAGGAACCGCCGCCUGACGAGCGACGGUCUGAGGAUCCGUUCAGCGAGAUCUCCUUUAACGAACCCGGAGGACCGAUCCACUCCACUCCUGCCCCCCCCACCGCUCCUCCUCCUCCUCCUCCUCCUUCCUCCCUGACGGAGGAGCAGCGGCUCCGGAUGGAGCUGAACCGGCAGCGAGCGCUGGAGAGGAGACUCGCCCGGCAGCAGCAGACGGUUCCAGAACCUGUUGGACCAGGGAACAUCACGGCGUCAUCACCAGAACCGGAGCCCGGCUCGAUUCCCACAGCAAAUGUUCUGAAUGGUUCUGCUGAGGAGGAGCUGGGAGACCCGGACCGGUCCAGCAGCACCCAGCCCACUCCGGCCACAGAACCGGAUUCUCCUGCAGAACCCGCUCAAGGUGAGAACGAGCGGCGCAGGAGUCCAGAACCUCCUGUCCUCAACGGUUCUGCUGAGCAGAAGCAGAACCCAGGAGAGCAGUUGGACCCGGAUCUGUCCAGCACCACACACUCCUCUGAGGUUCCUCCAGAACCACUGAAUGAGUCCGCUCAAGGCGGAACCGCGAGUCCAGCUGAAGAGCUUCCUGUCAGUGGUUCUGCAGACCAGAAGAACCAGGAGAACUUGGACCUGGAUCUGUCCCCCAGCACUCAGAACCGGGCCCUCCUGUCGGGUCCGAGCUCAGAACUCCUGAGAAUGAACCCUGAGGCGUGUUAAAAAGUCUGCAGGUCCGGGUUCUGUUGGUACCUUCUGUGUAGUCCGGUUCCAGCCACUGGACCUCUGCAUCAGAACCCUGCAGGUCCAAACAGCCUCUGCCAGAUUCAGGGCGACCAGAACUGAACCUUGAAGGAAAGGUUCUGGUCGUGUGGUAUAAAAACCUGGUUCUGGUUUCUGUGAAUAGAUGUUAGGAUAUAUCGGGUUUCUUUGGUGGCGGUACCGGCUGUAAGAAACAGAACCAGUCAGGUUUAGUUGUUUUAAUGUAAAAAUGUAUAAUAAUAAUAAUAAACAGUUGGUUUUAAAUGAAA
This is a messenger RNA of Fundulus heteroclitus (mummichog), 1637 nucleotides long. RefSeq names its product timeless interacting protein (gene tipin). The coding region runs from base 16 to 1329 and encodes 437 amino acids. The transcript has 7 exons. Gene Ontology annotation, cellular component: nucleus; replication fork protection complex. The record is from RefSeq and is a predicted model, not a curated record. Gene Ontology annotation, molecular function: DNA binding. Gene Ontology annotation, biological process: replication fork arrest; DNA damage response; DNA replication checkpoint signaling. Lineage: Eukaryota; Metazoa; Chordata; Actinopteri; Cyprinodontiformes; Fundulidae.